This is a messenger RNA of Botrytis fragariae, 807 nucleotides long. Its product is annotated as putative glc8 protein. The record is from RefSeq and is a predicted model, not a curated record. NCBI's taxonomy places the organism in Eukaryota, Fungi, Ascomycota, Leotiomycetes, Helotiales, Sclerotiniaceae. Gene Ontology annotation, biological process: regulation of signal transduction. Gene Ontology annotation, molecular function: protein phosphatase inhibitor activity. The coding region runs from base 1 to 807 and encodes 268 amino acids. The transcript is spliced from 2 exons.
AUGGCUGCUACUAUGUCUUCUUCAGAAGCACAGGUUCUUCACAGUCCUCCCAGUCCUACCGUAAAACGCCCUAAAGGCAUUCUCAAAAACUCCUUCCACCGCUCUCCUCCCUUCCAAGCCCCCAUAACCACCUCCGCCCCUCCCAUCACCUCACCCAAACACGUCGCCGUCCCCAGCACCCCCCCCACCUCGGCCAUCUCCGACCACGACGUCACACUCCAAAACACACUCCAAAACGCCGGACACCGUCGCUCCUCUUCCGCCAGCCGUCCGAUCCGUCGUGCUUCCUCCGGAUCCACAUACAACAACCAUGACGAUUCGAAUAACAUGCGUCUGCAAUGGGACGAAGCGAAUCUGUAUCUAACCGAGCAGGAAAAGAGCUCCACGAUGAAGAUCAACGAGCCGAAAACACCGUAUGCGAAACACUACGAUCCGGCUGAGGAUGCGGAUGAGAUCCGCACGAUUGAUGCGGGGGAGAUUGUGGUGGAUGAGCUGGACAAGGUGCAGGGGGGACACAAGCGGAAUCAGCAACGGGAUGAGGAAAUCCCGGGAUUGAGUUUGGGGGAACCGGAAGAGGCGGUUCCGGAGAGGGAAGUGGAGAUGGGAGAGGGAGAGGAGAAGAAGGUUCACGUGGCGGGGAAUGGCAGAGAUGCGGAUGCGGAAAUGGGGGGCAUGACGGAGGAGGAGAGGGAGAAACAUGAGAAGUUUGAGGCGAUGAGGAGGAAACAUUAUGAUAUGGCGAAUGUGGCGGGGCUUUUGGGUCAUCCGGAGGAGGUGGAUGGGGAGGAGGAUGAGGAGAUGAGAUGA